AUGCAAUCCACUUCCCCACCUCGAAUCGCCGUCUUGCUACCCUCUUCCCAGUCGAGCCCCCCCCCGUCCCAACUCACACGUUCAAGGCUUCACGAAUCUUCUUCCGCCGCCGCCGCCGCCGCCGCCCCCCGAAACGGCCUCAACCUUUUCUCUCCCUUCCCGCAGAUGAAACACAGUCAGGAGGAAACUGGGAGAGAGCGCGGCCGGGGCGGUAACAACAGCGGUGGCAACAACAGCGGCAGCGGCGUGAAUCAAAGACAAACACGCUACCGCCCAUCCCCGGCUCCACCUCUUCCGCGGGGCGGAGCAUCCUUCGUGCGCCUGCCUGCCAGCCCGAGGGCCGAAAGCGAAGGGCGACCAUCGCACGCGCACAGCGCCCCCGGCGCCGCGGCUGAGCUAGGCCCCGGCCUGCUUGGUUUCCAUGGCAACGGCACGGCAGUCUGCGGCGACUCCCCGGCCUCAAAAUGCAUCCCUAUGUACGCUUAGCUGGCUUGUUGAUUCGAAAUGUUUCUCAGCCGCCUUUCUUCCAGUGGGGGCUUACAAAGGACGGGAACGUCAUUAAGUCAAGAGUGCGAAUACAGUACAAUAACAACAAAGGAUCUGAUCCUGCCUCUUCUUCCCAGUCCUAGUCCAAAACAGUGUUAAGAAACUUAUGUAUGAAAGCUAGGGGCUAAAUGACACCUUAAACCUAGGGUGUGGGCGCAACAACGGAAUGUCUAGGUGUGUUUUUUUCAUAACAAGAAUAGAAAGCUGAAAAUGAAUGAACUGCCCCUAAAAUAUUAUGUUCGUUUUUCCCAUGGUCUCUAGUCCUUCCCCUGCUCAGCCCCCUAAUAUUCUUAAGAGGGUCUCUUCUCCAGUCUUCAGAGUAGCUGGAAGUGGGGAGGCAGAAAAAGAUCCCCCUUUCCUCCACUCUGCAGUUUUAAUCUGAAAUCUUAGGCGCAGUACUGCGCUCAGAACUCAGAAGCUGCUCCCACUAAUGAAAUUCCCUGUCGCAAAAUGCCCCUAGAACAAUGGGAGUUUCAAACACUGGUCCAAAAUUAUAAACAACUAGAGGACAUGGCUGCAUGGCUCCAAUCCUGUUUUUGCUUCAUCCUGGGGGUAUAAGUUCCAGUGAGGUUUAUUUCUGAGUUAAAAGUACAGUAACUCAGUGUUGGUUUAGCCUGAGUUAGAACUUACUUUAGCCUUAGUUUUUUGUUUUUUUUUUAAAUUAAGUUAAAUAACAAUUAAGCUAUCAAAUAAUUCAGCGUGACACAGCAAACCUCACAAAGGUCAAAUCAGAGAUCCCUUAUUUUAUACUGAAGGCAUUUAGUGCUUUUAGUGAAGACUGGCAAGGACUGUCUUAAAUUCUUAAUUUUUAAAUAGUGCCUGGGUUUUUCUUUAACACUGGGGGAUAAACAACGGCAGCAAAUAACGUGCAGCACCAAGAAAUCCAAGCAUUGUUGUUCCUGCUGUCUCUUACAGUAGUAGACCUGGCUAAUAAGCAUAGUAGUGGUGCUGAUAGUGGUAAUAAUACCUUACAGAAGUUUAAUGUGAUCUUUUAGAAUUUGUUUGCACUAUUUUGUGAACCACCCUGGAAGUGCAAAUAUAUAACGUUCAUCGGUCAACUAACUGUCAGUGAAACCUCUGCAAAGACACAGCAGGAACGUAAGGAUCUUUUGCAGCAACUUUUAACAAAUUCUAGGGACCAGACGAUGGGUGGUCGACGGCACAACGCUACUGACCGUUACGCAUGCGUAUUCUUCUUUGCCCUUUCCCUUCACCUCCCUUCUUCAGCCUCUUGCCCAUACGUAGCCUGUCCAAUGAAGAUGAGGUUUGUUGGACGGCGGGCGCUUGAGGGAGAAACUGCCCAAUAGAAAGAAGCGACGCUUUCAUUGAUUUGAAGGAAGUUCGAGAGCUUACGGCGCUACAUGAACGGGAGGAGGUGGAGGAAGAGGAAGGAAACCAUAGACUUUGCGUCUGUGAAUGGUGGUAGUCUGCGAGUUCUCCUUAUUCCCUGGCCCUCACAAUGAACUCGCUGGAACAGGCGGAAGGUAAUUCGGGGUUCCCCUGAGGCGGGAUGGGGGGCGUCAUAAAGGCACCAGCCUCCCUCCAGGGAAAGGACAUUUUGCCUGUCCUGUAUCCUCCUUUUCUUCCUCUCAGUGUCCCCAAACGAGUUUCUGCGGCAGCGAGCCGUCGCGGAAGAGAAAGAAAGCGGCUGGACCUCCAAAACUUAGUCUUCCUGAUUAAAUUGUCCUCCCGCUGCAGGGCUGACAACUAUCCAACUGGCCCAUGUGGUUGUGCCUUGAAACAGCAGACUGGUCCUCGAGAGACGAGUCGUACCGUGACAGUCUUGUUGCAGGACCUUGGCACUGGGUAAGGAUUAACAAAUGUUGUUGCUGUGGCAUAAGCUUUUGUGAAGUGGAUUCAGGUCUGCAGAAGCUUACACCAUAAUAACAUUUUGUUAGUGCUGUACCCAUCGAAGCUUGCGGCCAGUUUACCUGUGAGAGCGCCUCACCCCCAUAUAUGCCCACUUGACCAGUCUGCGGAACCGGCACCGUUGCAGGUGCCACAUAAUACCCGUUCUGCAUUUAUAAGAAAUAGAUCUUUUAGUGUAACAGCACCUACACUUUGGAACUCCCUGCCUAUGGAUAUAAGGCAGGCGCCUUUCUCUAUCCAGGCAUGUAGAAUGUUGAUGUAUGUUUUAAUCUGUUUUUAGUUUAUUUGCUUAUUUUAUUUUGGAAUAUUUUGCAUAGUUGUUUUUAACUGUUUCUACUGAUAAUUUUAUUUAUUGUUUUAUUCUCUUUCUAAACUGAUUUGAUUUUUAAAAUAAUAAAUAAGUGGUAUAAAUUUUGUGAAAUAAAUAAAAUAAAUAAUAUCUGUUCAGCACCAAUUCAUGAUCUUCCUUUUCCAACAAGCCUCUUGAAUUGAGGGUUUUGUUUUUGUUUUUAAAUCCCAAUCUGUAUCCGUAGUGGAAUUUAAAUUGUUUUUAAAUACAAUUCCAAUGUUAAACGACUUCCGGAGGUUUCAUGGAAAAUGAUAAAUAAUACUGUCUUAUACUGAUGUCUAAAAAGGAAAGUGUUUUGUAGCACUUAUUUAUGUUAUCUAAGUGCUACAAAACACUUUCCAUUUUAGACAUCAGUAUAAGACAGUAUUAUUUUUUUUAUCUCCAUGCCUUCAAGUUGCUCCUCAAUUGCUUUCUGUAAAUCAGGUGGUUGUUAAAAGGAACACAAGCAAAUCUGUAGAGUUUUUUGAAGCCACUAGUAACUGAACUUUUGUCAAAAAGAACAAAAUUACUGAAGGCAGGGUUUAGGGGAUAUUUCACAGAUGGUGCAAUAUGACCUUAUUUUAGACCUAUUAUUAGUACUGUUUAUUGUUGCUAUAGAGGCAACUAUGCCGAGUAUUUUGAAAGCCUCUUCUUAAUGUCUGCAAAAUGUGUAUGAUGGGGAUAGUCAAACCUUUUUUCAAUUGUGUGCUGCAUUCCCUUUGGGUAAACUGUGGAGAGCUGUAUGCUGGUGGUCAAACCUAGUGAAUGUGUUGUUGAUUAACUAAUCUGGAAUAAAGUCUGCCCUACUUCAUUUUUUUCACUAGUGUAAAGUAAAUUUAAAACAGUCUAACACCACAAUCCAAUACUUGUCUACUCAAAAGUAAGCCCCAUUUUGUUCAAUGAUGCUUACUUCCAGUAAGUAUAGUAUUUCAGCAUAAGUCUAAUUAGAUGGUUGCCUUUCUUUCUUUCAGAUCUCAAGGCUUUUGAAAGAAGGCUUACUGAAUAUAUAGCUUGUUUACAACCAGCUACUGGACGCUGGAGAAGUAAGUCAAGCUCUCUAAGAGCAGUACAAAUUUGCCUAUAAAUGCUUCGAUCAAAUUGUACCUACAUAGUGUAGUAUUAACAUUUCAGUAGCUUUUAUGAUAUAUUUGUGAUGCAAAAUUCUGCAUAAGAAAAGAAAAUAUAGGAUAAAUAAUACUGUCUUACUGCCAAAGAGAACUAUAGUACAGUGGUGUCCUGAACUUCUGAAAGCCGUUAUUUUUGGAACUAAGAUGAGAACAGCAACUUUUUUUUUUUUAAGCAUACCAACAAUCCUAUAAAGUAGGUUAGGCUUAGAGAUACUUACUCAAGACCCUUGUGAUUCCUUUACAGCUGAGCAGGGUUUUAUUCUGGAUUUCCCACACGAAAGAUCUCUAUUUAAGUGCAUCUGCGUCUCCUAUGUGUUCACUAUGCGUUUGAACACCUCUUAAGAUAUUGCCACCAAAAUUUGCAUGAUGAUUCCUGAGAUCAAGGAGCAAACAUCUAUAUUUGAAUACAAUUGGAUUCUAUUUUGAACGAAGAUGGCAGACUGAACCUUUCAAAACUGCACUGAUUUUUUGAUUUAUUGGAAUUCCAUGUACAAGGCUGCUAGUUAAUGAAUACAGUCAUGCUAAUUCUAGAAAAACAGAAGUCCUCUUCAGACAUUACUUGCGUGAAGAGGGGCAAACUGUUUUAGGGCAUAACUUCUGUAGCGGAGAGUCUGCUCUUUUAAUGGAGGCAUGCUUCUGUCUAUGGAGCAGCACACAGUGGCAGAAAUUGUGCCCCAGGACAUUAGGGAUGGGGCUAAAUGCACAACACUGCAGCCCCCUUUACUGUGCUUCUAUUUUUCAUGUGAGGAAUGCCUGAAUACUGCUAUAGUUAAUGGUUGCCUAUGGAAGAGAGGUUACUUCUGCUCUGAAUACCCAUGUGUUGAAGAAGUAUUUAUUGAACUUGGAAAUUUGCAACACAUUUAAAUUACUAGCUAACCUAACAAAAGGCAGUUCUUCUGACUUUUUGUGCCUAUUGAAUAUUGCAUAGAAUUAUCUAUUGAUGGCUGUUCCUGUGCAGAGAUUUUUUUUUUAAGGAUGAAUGAGGUACAGGAUGUGGUGUUCAAUGAACUGCAGGUUCCACUUAUUUCAGUGGAACGUAAAUCGCCCAAUUUAGUACGACUGUCAUGUUCUUUGAGAAUAACUAAGACCUUUUUUAGAAGUUAUCCCUUAUAUGUUGUGCAAAUAUAUUGCUUCUAACAUUUUCCUUUUCCAUUAGUAAUACUUAUAGUCGUAUCAGUCUGUACAGCAACUGGUGCCUGGAACUGGUUAAUAGAUCCUGAAACGCAGAAGGUGGGUAGUAGCAUUCUCAAAUGUCUUGCUACUGUGUUGUUUUCCUAUUUAAUCUAUUUGAACUUGUGGCAUAAAUUCAUGCAUAAUGCUAUGCAUAUAUUAACAGGUUUUAUAGACUGCUGGAAAGUUCCCCAUGGUAUCCUAUAGCCGAACCUAGACAUCAUGUUUAGUGUCAGUGCAGUAUUUCUAUCCAGGGUGGACUAGAACAAUGUUUGUGUCACAACCAGGGAUCUGGUUGCAUCAUGAUUUUUGGCUUGUUAGGUUAUAGCUUAAUCUAGUAGCUAUAAUGUUCUUAAGAUCAUAUCUAUGUGCCUAUUCUUUGGGACACUGCUAGCCUUCAUAAUUGCAAAGGUAGGAAGUUGGGACCUUUAUGUCAGUCAGAGCUUAUGAAGAGCCCUGCUGGAUCAGACCAAAGAUUUGCCUUGUCCAGCAUCCUGUUUUCACAGUGGCGAAUGAGAGGGAAAUCAAAUCUGUUGCUUUAUAUAUUAAUUUCUAAAUUAAUAAUUUAUUCCCCCUCUUAUAUUAGUGUUAAAAUUAGUAACUUGUUUGCCCCUCAUUCUCGACUGCAUAAUAUGCUUCUUUUAAAAUCAAAACAACUUCUGUAGGUUGAAGCAGACUUGUGGACAGAUGCCUUAAAAGUUAGCAGUGGUGAUUCUUUAGCUGAGUAUUGUGCUCUCCAAUGAAGAUUUAAAUAUUUUAGUUGUAUUAAUUUUAUUAAUUUCAAGCUAAUUGUGUAUUCAUAAAGCGUUGUUUGGUUUUCUCCUAGGUUUCUUUCUUCACAUCUCUAUGGAAUCAUCCAUUCUUCACAGUUAGCUGUAUUACUCUUAUAGGUUUGUUUUUUGCUGGAAUACAUAAAAGAGUGGUGGCACCCUCAAUGUAUCCUUUAUUCAGUACCUGGCAUAUAUUUAACCAUGAUCACACUGGCAAUAAUUUCAACUGAAGAAACUUUUAACUACUGUUCUAUUCUCUCUGAGAACAGAGUCAAAGAACGGAGAGAGUUUGAACACUUUUCUUGAACGGGGAGUACGGUCCUAAGCUCCUGUACUCCCUCUUUGUGGUGACAUGUGAAUAAGAUCAUCUCCUCUCAGGGUGGCGCUUUCCACAACAUUGUUUGUGACCCUACAGCCACUCUGCAAAACAACUCUAUGGUAAUUGUUCCCAGGAUAUAGCUGGAGUGCAAGGGUAGUCACAGAACUUUGCUACCUAUUACUUUACUGAUAAAAAAAAACACACAGAGAGCAUACAACUUGGGUGGGAAACCACCACUCAAGGGCUGAAUGCAGCCCGAGACCUCCCCAUCUGACCUUCAGUGCCCCUUCUCUCUAGUGCAAUCACUUUGCUUUGCUUUGCCAUGACUCUAGAGACUGGUAUGUUUCUUUGAUGUUUUCUGUUCAGCAUAGCAGCGCGAUGUCGAACAGUCCUGGCAGAAUACAACAUGUCCUGUGAUGAUGUAAGUGGCUUUGGUUUCCCUGGCCUAAUAAUCUUCCAGUACACAUUGUCUUACAUCCUCUAUUGUCUUUAAGUUCCCAGUUUACUCUAUGUGCUUCUAGUUUCUUCCUCCCAUCAGUGUGCUCGAGGUGGUCUAUUCUGCAUGGGACUAAGACAUUAAGGAUCUUUUUGCCCUAUAUCCUUCUAUAAGAAGUGGCCUAAAUAUUCCUUAUAAUGUUGCUAGUAGACAAACCUGAGUGCCUUCCUUAUCUGACAUGAAAUCCUUAAAUUAUUAAGAAAUGAAAGAUCAAUCAGGGUGCAUAUUGUGCUAUCUUUGGUCUGUAGCAUGCAAAAAAAAAAAUUUCUGUAUAUUCAUUGCACAGGAGACUGGGAACCUAUUAUUGUAGUUCACAUAUAAAAAAGAAAAGAAUUAAUCUACUAAUAACUGACUAAUUAGAUUCAUAAUCCUUGCAAACAAACUCUGUUCUCAGUUUCCACUCUUUAAGCUAGAUCAGCCUUUGUUAACUUGGCUCUCUCCAGAUGGCCAUGCUGACCGGGCUGAUGGGAGUUGUAGUUCAAAACAUCUGGACAGCAAGUUGGCAUAGGCUUAGCAAGACGACGGAGAAGUACGGUAAUCCCAACAUAGCAGGAGUUGCUGUAAUGUGAAAGUGAUUUCUUUCUUCCCCAGACUGGAAAACUAAUAUUGAAACCCCGGCUUCACGUCCAGUAA
Podarcis lilfordi (Lilford's wall lizard) is the source of this 7258-nucleotide messenger RNA. Lineage: Eukaryota; Metazoa; Chordata; Lepidosauria; Squamata; Lacertidae. The record is from the annotation of a GenBank genome assembly.